AUGUCAGCAUUAACACAAUCAGGAUCAAUAGAGAAACCAUGUACAAUUUUAAUCAACUAUGAUAAAGGUGAUCCACCACAAGUCAAUGAAUUCAAACAAAACUUCGAACAUGGUACAACUGAACAAAAGAUUGAAACAUUAAAAAAGGUUAUUCUCUAUACAAUCAAUGGUGAACCAAUUCCACAAUUACUUAUGCCAAUCAUUCUUUAUGUUAUGCCAUCAAAUGAUCAUACCAUUAAAAAACUAUUACUCAUCUAUUGGGAAGUAAUUGAAAAAACUCAUCUUGGUAAAUUAAAAUCCGAAAUGAUUUUAGUAUGUAAUUCAUUAUUAAAUGAUUUAAAUCAUCCAAAUGAAUUUGUACGUGGUAGUACAUUAAGAUUUUUAUGUAAAUUAAGAGAAGCAGAAGUUUUAGAACCAUUAGUCCCAUCUGUUCGUUCAAACCUUGAGAAUAGACAUGCAUAUUGUAGAAGAAAUGCAGUUUUAGCAAUCUAUAAUAUCUAUAGUCACUUUGAUUAUUUAAUUCCAGAUGCACCAGAAUUAAUUUACAACUUUUUAUUACAAGAAAAAGAUGCAUCAUGUAAAAGAAAUGCAUUUAUUAUGUUAUUUAAUUGUGCACCAGAAAAAGCUGUUGAAUAUCUUUCAUCAGUUUUAGAUGAAGUACCAUCAUUUGGUGAUAUGCUUCAAUUUAUUGUUGUUGAAUUAAUUAGAAAAGUUUGUAAAACUUCACCAUCAGAAAGAUCAAAAUAUAUUAAAUGUAUUUUUACAUUAUUAAAUUCAUCAUCACCAGCAGUUAAAUAUGAAAGUGCAGGUACAUUAUUAUCAUUAUCAUCAGCACCAACAGCAGUACGUGGAGCAGCAAGUGCAUAUAUUGAUUUAUUAUGUAAUGAAAGUGAUAACAAUGUAAAGAUGAUUGUAUUGGAUAAACUUAUUGAAAUCAAAAAGAAUCAUAGUAAGAUUAUGGAGGAGUUGGUUAUGGAUAUUUUAAGAGCAUUAUCAAGUCCAAACAUUGAUAUCUGUAAAAAGGUAUUGAAUAUUGUUUUAGAUUCAGUCACACCAAAGAAUAUCGAUGAGAUCAUUUUGUUUUUAAAGAAAGAGAUCAACAAAACUCAAUCCAAAGAAUUUGAUAAAGGUUUAGAGUAUCGUCAUAUUUUAAUUCGUACCAUUCAUGUCUCCUCGUUGAAAUAUCCAGAGGUACUUGGUAAUGUUGUACCAUUGUUAAUGGAGUAUUUGGGUGAUAGUUACCUUCCAUCAGCCGUUGAUGUAGUCAUUUUCCUUCGUGAAGUCGUUGAAACCUAUCCAAGUUUAAGAGAAUUAAUCAUAAAGAAACUCAUUGAAAACCUUUCAUCCAUCAAGGUUUCAAAGGUUUAUCGUGUCGCUGUUUGGGUGAUCGCUGAAUAUGUCACUUGUCUUGAGGAUCUUCAAUAUGCUAUGACCUCAAUCACCAAUGAUCUCGAGGAAUUAUUAAAACCAAAACAAACUGAAGAGGUUAUUUUGGAGACAAAAGCAAAGGUAAAGAUUGAAAAAGUUUCAAUUCAAAAAUUAAUUGCAGAUGGUGAUUGGUAUUUGGCAUCUUGUAUCUCAAGUUCUUUAACGAAAUUAUUCUUUAGAGCCGAGCAAUUGAAUAUCGAUAAUGCAGACUCCAAUAAAUUAAAGGCACAAGUUAUGAUGAUCAUUUCCGUAUUAAUUAAUCUUAGUAAGGCAAGUCAAGUUUCAACUUCAAAAUCCGCCUAUGAAAGAAUGCUCUCAUGUAUUCAAGUUUUAAUCGAUAGUAAUGCAACCAUUAAAAAGAUUUGGCUUCAAGAUUGUCGUGACUCUUUUGCCAACUAUCUCAAAUAUCUUUUAAUUAAACAAAGUGAAAAUAAAAAGAAAACAGAGAAAGAGGUUUUGGUUAAACCAAACAAUAUCAUCAACAUUAGACAACUUAAAUCAAAGAAAGCCUUUGGUCCAGUCGAUACAGAGGAUGAUUUAAUUAAAGCAGUUGGUAACACUGGUGAAGCCAAUAAAGAUCAAAAUGAAUACUCAAAGAUCUCUCAAUUGUCUGGUUUCUCUGAUCCAAUUUACGUCGAAGCUUACGUUAGAGUUCAUCAAUAUGAUAUCGUUUUGGAUAUCUCUGUGUUCAAUCAAACCAAUGAUACCCUUCAAAACGUUACAUUGGAAUUGGUCACUUUGGGUGACUUGAAGAUUUGCGAACGUGUCCCACCAUUUACAAUGGCUCCACGUGAAAAAACUUCAGCCAAAGCUUCAAUCAAAGUCUCUUCAACUGAUAAUGGUGUAAUUAUGGGUACAAUUGCUUUCGAUAUCGCUGGUUCCGUCAGUAGUAUGUCUGAUAAGAAUUGUGUCAUCCUUAAUGAACUUCAUAUUGAUGUUAUCGAUUAUAUUCUUCCAGCUAAUCAUCAAUACACUGAUGUUCUUUUCAGAAAUCAUUGGCUCGAAUUUGAAUGGGAAAAUAAAAUACCAGUCAAUACAAAUAUUACCGAUUUAGUUAAAUACGUUCAUCACAUUAGUAAAGUCACCAACAUGGGUAUCUUAACACCAGAAGUUCAUCUUUCAAAUGAUACUGGUAUCCUCUCUGCUAAUCUUUGUGCUAAAAGUGUUUUCGGUGAAGACGCACUUGCUAAUAUUUGUAUUGAAAAACAAGCUGAUGGUAAAAUUUCUGGUUAUAUUAGAAUUAGAGCUAAAGUUCAAUCAAUUGCUGUUACAUUAGGUGAAAAGAUUGGUAAUAUGGGUAUGAAAGCUUAA
Messenger RNA from Dictyostelium discoideum AX4, 2739 nucleotides. It is a transcript of the gene copB, whose product is annotated as coatomer protein complex beta subunit. The transcript has 5 exons. NCBI's taxonomy places the organism in Eukaryota, Evosea, Eumycetozoa, Dictyosteliales, Dictyosteliaceae. Bases 1 to 2739 code for a protein of 912 amino acids. The record is from RefSeq and is a predicted model, not a curated record.